Molecule: messenger RNA, 441 nt
Organism: Blepharisma stoltei
Lineage: Eukaryota; Ciliophora; Heterotrichea; Heterotrichida; Blepharismidae
Source: the annotation of a GenBank genome assembly
AUGACUUUCAAGCAGAACCUUGGAAGAUAUUUUUUGGUCAUGAUGUUUCUCUUUGCUGGGACUUAUAAGAUGAUCCACCCUGGAUCUUAUCAAAUUUCAACUCUUGGAAAUAUUGUUAAGAUUGGGAACUUCAUUAAAGUGAAUACAGGCUAUGAGGUGCCAAUCCCUGCAGAAUUUCUUACUCUAAAUUCAGAAUAUAUAGUCUAUGCUAUCGGUGGCCUGCAGAUUUUAUCCAGCUUACUAAUCCUCUUAAACUACAGAAUUGGCACAAUCUUCCUGACUUUUAUGAUGAUCUACUUUUCAGUGACGACAAAUAACCCAUUGAAUUAUUCCAAAAGAGAAGAAAAAAUCGUAAACACAAUGAUGGUUUUCCUUAAUAUCGGAGUAAUAGCAGCGCUCUUCAUUUUUUGCAGCAAACCAGCUAAGCAAAAGAUAGACUAA